CGUACAAGCACCACCAUAGCGCCAUUUGCAGCAAGCAACGCGCACGUAGGGUUCAGAGGUUUCAGAUUAUAUACCACCAAAGCACAUACAGAGUAAUUAGCAGAGCAGCAGCAGCAAUUCAGCAUGGUUGUUGCGUCGUCGUCUUCGUCGUGGAGCGAGCUGAGGACGCUGUUCGCGGCGCUGGACAAGGACGCGGACGGGCGGAUCUCGGCGUCCGAGCUGCGCGCGUGCAUGGGGGCGACGCUGGGGGAGGACGUGCCCGCGGAGGAGGCGGAGGCGCUGGUGGCGUCUGCGGACGCCGACGGCGACGGGAUGCUCUGCGAGGAGGAGUUCGUCAGGCUGGCCCAGCAGGCUUCUUGGGCCGGCGAGGAAGAAGAAGAGGAGCGAUGCAGGGUGCUGAAGGAGGCGUUCGGGAUGUACGAGAUGGAAGGCCUAGGGUGCAUCACGCCGGCCAGCCUGCGGCGGAUGCUGGGCCGGCUGGGCUCCGACCGGCCCGUGGGCGAGUGCCGGGCCAUGAUCUGCAGGUUCGACCUCGACGGCGACGGCGUGCUCAGCUUCGACGAGUUCAAGAUCAUGAUGAGCUGAGCUACAGCUCGUCAUGAAGCGCCGGCCUGCGAGUUACUCAUGCGCUAUUAAUUUGCAGGGUGUUUGUAAUUAUACAGGGUUUAUUCGUUCGUUCGUUCUUUCGUUCAUUCGCGUGUUGAUUUUAGCAGCUGCCUGUGUAUACUCCAUGACGUUUUCCAGUAAUUAAUGAUAUGAAUACCCGUGAUUCCCGAU
Molecule: messenger RNA, 777 nt
Organism: Brachypodium distachyon (stiff brome)
Lineage: Eukaryota; Viridiplantae; Streptophyta; Magnoliopsida; Poales; Poaceae
Product: probable calcium-binding protein CML31
Exons: 1
Coding region: 124-585 (153 amino acids)
Molecular function (GO): calcium ion binding
Source: RefSeq, a predicted model, not a curated record